AUGCCUAUCCUCCAAGUCACACCAGAGAACAAUCGUCAGCUUCAGAAUAUCGCCAACACACUAGCAGCAGCAAAGAAAGUUGUUGUGUUCACAGGGGCCGGUAUAUCUACAAACUGUGGCAUACCAGACUUCCGCUCAGAAGAAGGACUCUACUCCCUCAUAAAAGCCCAACGCGAUGCUGUUCCCUUAGGCGCAAUCUCUGGUGGUACGAUAAGGAAAUCCUCCAGCCCUCCCUCUCCCUCCACAAAGUCAAAGUCUAUACCUCCCUCGAUUCCCAAGAACGUCAAAGGCAAAGACCUCUUCGACGCCCAGUUAUGGAAGGAUCCCAUCAGCACCUCAGUCUUCUAUACUUUCAUCGCAUCUCUCCGCCAGAAAAUACACGAAGAAGUCAAGAAAGCCACAUCUACUCAUCGCUUCAUAAAGACCCUACGAGACACGCGGAAGUUGGUUAGAUGCUACACGCAGAAUAUCGAUGGGUUGGAGGCAAUGGAAGGAUUGAAUACGGAUAUGACCCAGGGAAAGGGCAGUCGAACGCGGUUCACCAAGAAAUCAAUGGAGGGUCAGAGAUUGCCAUCACGGACGCAGCCGGGGGCUGACCUCGACGGUGGAUGUGAAGUUGUGCAAUUGCACGGGGACUUGAGAGUCUUGAGGUGUACGCUUUGCCAGCAGACAUGCGAAUGGGAAGACCGACAUAGUACGCGGCUGCUUGCUGGAAAGGCUCCAACAUGUCAGCUUUGUGCGGCGGCAAACCAGGAUCGGCAGAAUCGAGGGAAGCGCGGAACAAAGAUUGGGUCCUUGAGGCCGAAUAUUGUGCUCUACGGAGAGGAACAUCCAUCGGCUGAUGCCGUGGGAGACAUUACUGCCUCAGAUCUAAAAAUGAAGCCGGAUGUGUUGUUGAUUUUGGGCACAUCGCUCCAUGUACAUGGGCUUAAGACUAUGGUCAGAGAGUUCGCUAAGGCUGUCCAUGCGAGAGCUGGAGGGAAGGGGAUGGUGAUAUUUAUUAAUCUGACAAAGCCCUCGGCAAGUGUAUGGAAGGAUGUACUGGACUAUUGGGUGUCCAUGGACUGCGACGCCUGGGUUCACUCCAUGAGGAGGCAUCGACCGGAUAUAUUUCAGACACAACCAAGGCUGAGUAUGCAGGUAAUGAAGGCAAAUGACAAGCAGAUACCGAAGGCCGUCGCACAUGGGAUCGUGGCAGCCAAGCCGUCGAAUGACAAAGAGAAUUGGAUGACUGGUUCCGUUUCCAGUCUACAGAAAUCUACACAACCCCGAGUCCUCCUUACACCGAAGAAGAAAAAGCCUUUGGAGAACAGAAGUGCCCCAGCUGGGAAAGGUUCCCGAUUCGGGUUACCCUCAUCGCCACAGAAGGACAGACAGAUUCCAGACCACAGCUCCCAGCUCCUGGACCAGCUGGAAGAAGUUGCCUGCACUAAAAGUCUGGCCAAGCAGGAAGGCAGAACGGACGAAACCUCGCAGCUGCCGACUCCUCCGUCAACAGGUCACAGAGGAUACAAGAGAUCCCUAGCUCAAAACUACCAAGACAUCUGUGAAACGCCGUCGAAGAAGAGGAGGAAGGAGAGCGUGGAUGUGUGGCAGGAUUAG
Messenger RNA from Letharia columbiana, 1602 nucleotides. RefSeq lists its product as uncharacterized. The transcript is spliced from 2 exons. Bases 1 to 1602 code for a protein of 533 amino acids. The record is from RefSeq and is a predicted model, not a curated record. Gene Ontology annotation, molecular function: NAD+ binding. Lineage: Eukaryota; Fungi; Ascomycota; Lecanoromycetes; Lecanorales; Parmeliaceae.